AUGUGAGCGGCAUUUCAUAGCCAAGGAGUGCGCAGUCAGGGGAGGCAAUGGGCUGCGGAGCGAGCACGGGGCGCGAGGCUCUGCCGCCCGAAGAUGAAGCGGCACUGGAGGCCAAGCGCCAACAGCUGGCGCUGGAGAAGCAGCAGCAUGAGCAGGCGAAAAAGCAGCUUGAAGAAGCUCGCGCUGAGCUCGAGCAAGAGCGAAAGCGCGCAGAGGCGGAGCGGCAGAAGCUUGAGGCCGAGAGAAAGCUCAAGGAAGAGGAGCAGAAGCGUGUAGAGGCGGCGGCUGCAGCGAAGCGAAAGGCGGAAGAGGAGGCAGAGGCGAAGAGAAAGGCAGUGGAGGAGGCGGAGCGGAGGGCUGCCGAGGCGGAGGCAAGGCGGAAGGAGGAGGAGGAGGCGGCGGCACGAAAGAAGGCCGAGGAGGAGGAAGCGGCACGGCGCAAAGCCGAGGAGGAGGAGGCGGAGCGCAAACGCAAGGAGGAGGAGGAGCGGUGGCUGCUUGCGGAGGAGGCAGCAAAGGCACUGGACGUGGACACGGAGCUGGUGAUGUCCUUCCCGCCCGCCAACCGGUCCCUGGGCGAGCUGCAGGAGUUCGUGCUGGAGCUGUCGGACCAGCUGCCCCUGGUGAUACGCGCCGCGCCCAUGCGGCUGCUGCACAUCGACGCGGUGCUGCGCGGCUGGAAGACCGGCAUCAAGGUGUUUGAGGAGGUGGAGGAGGCGGACGCCAUCACAGUGCCCUACACCGAGGUCCGGGAGGAGCAGUGGGCGCAGACGGCGGUGCUGAGCUGGCGCUGGGGCAUGCCCAAGCCCACCGUGUACCGGCCCGGCUUCAGUCCAAUGACGGUGGUGCAGUUCACGGAGCUGCGGCUGCUGCUGCACCGCCUCAGCGCCGCCGGAUUCAGCCUGGUGUGGAUCGACUGGAGCUGUGUGCCGCAGUACAAGUCAUCACCCAUGACGGAGGUCAUGCGCUCCAAGCUGUUCUACGCUCGCGCCCGCUCCAUGGUGGUGCUGCCCUCCUACGUGGCCUUUGAGGAGCUGCCCGAGAACAGCGCCGCGGUGGUGCGGGUGCUGCUGGCCAAGGCGGUGCGCACGCUGCGGCGCCGCGCCGAGGAGGGCCAGCCGCACUGUGCCCAGGCCACCACCGCGCUGUCAAACAUCCUGCAGAGAGAGGUGGUGGCGGGCCGCGACUACUUCUCCCGCGCCUGGACGCUGGCGGAGCGCAUGGCGCGACACGGCCGCGGCGAGCCACUGCGCCAGUGGCUCAGCUGCGAGACCUGGGCGGGCAUGCUGGUUGACGCGCUGUUGCGCUCGCUGGAGGACCGCACCGCCAGCAGCAUCUACAAGAAGAUCCUGGGCCCGGAGGCGGCUGAGCUGCUGGACUCGGCCAUUGAGCCGCUGGUGGAGGCGGUGGCCACAGGCAGCCCGCAGGACGAGGAGCUGGUCGACAAGGUGGCCAGUCUGUUCCAGGCGGCUGUGGGCGUGUGGCGCACGUCGCCCAACCUGGGGGAGGCGCCGUCCAAGUCCUGGUUGGCGGCCUACCUGGAGGAGAUUCACACCGGCAUCUACCAGGCCUGGAGCCGCCCCGACCUGCUGUGGGCGGUGUAUUCGUACUUUUGCUUCAAGCCGCUGGACCAGAGGCGCGAGGAGGGCGUCAUGGCGGCUCUGAAAGCGCUGGUCAAGGUGGCGGGCGGCGACGACAUGCGCACCUCCUUCCUGGCCACCAAGAUGGGCAUGGGCCACAUGGUCACUCUCAGGCCGCUGGACAGGCGGCUGCACGCGGCUGUUGAGGCGGGGCGGACCGCGGAGGUGCUGGAACUGCUGGCGGAGGGCGCCUUCAUCGAGGCGCUGGACGCGAACGCCAGCACGCCGCUGCUGAUGGCGGUGUGUGCGGGCCAUGUGGAGGUGGUGCACGUGCUGCUGGAGGCGGGGGCGGCGGUGCAGGUGUGCCUGUCAGAGGAGGAGCGCAACACGGCGCUGCACGUGGCGGCGGCACGGGGCGACCCCGCGGUGGUGCAGGCACUGCUGGCGGCGGGCGCGAACAUAGGCGCCCGGGACGCGGCUGGCUGCACGCCGCUGAGUGUGGCGGCGCGCGAGGGCCACCUGCCCGUGGUGGAGCUGCUGCUGGCGACGUCGGGGGGCAAGGACGUGGACGCCAAGGACAACGCCGGCAACACGCCGCUGCACCACUCCGCCAUCCACGAGGAUGUGGCGGCGGCGCUGCAGGCGGCCGGCGCCAACGUGGCGGCGAGGAACCUGGCGGGCCAGACCGCCGAGGACACCCGGCGGGCGCUGGAGACGCGCAAGGCAGCCGGCAUGCCGGCACGGCCGCCGCAGUCGGAUGCGGAGCGCACACUGCUGGCCGAGUGCUCCAAGCCGCCCCAGCACCGGCGGGCGGUGGCGGCCGCCGUGAAGCGGCUGCUGGUCAACGACAUGGCCGUCAACGCCAACGCGCAGGAUGAGGAGGGCCACUGCGCGGUGCACCUGGCGGCGGGCAACGGGCACACGGAGGCGCUGGCGGCGCUGUUGAUGGUGGGCGCCCUCAAGGACGUCCGCAGCAGGGCCGGACACACGCCCAUGCACCGCGCCGCGCUGCACGGCCGGCCGGAUGCGCUCACGGUGCUGCUGGAGAAGGGCGCCGCACCCGACCUGCCGGAUGAGCGCGGCGACACGCCGUUCCUAGUGGCUGCGGGCGCAGGCCAGCUGGACUGCAUCCGCCUGCUGCUCAAGCAGGGCGGCGGCGUGGCCAAGGACGCACUCAACAAGGCCGGCAAUAACGCGCUGCACUGUGCGGCGCUGUCGGGCAACGCCGACGCCGUCCGCAUUGUGCUGUCUGCGGCGGUGCCCAACGUGCCCAACAAGGCGUCGUACACGCCGCUGCACGUGGCGGCCAUGUCCAGCACGGAGGAGGUGGUGCGGGCGCUGCUGGACGCCGACGCCGGCAUGGAGGUGGCGGACGCGGAGGGCCAUACGCCCCUGCACCGCGCCGCGCACGAGGGCAAUGUGGACACCAUACGGGCGCUGCUGGCGGGCGGAGCGAACAAGGAGGCACUCAACAAGGACACGGAGACGCCGCUGUUCCUGGCCGUUUACCAAGGACACUUGAAAGCCAUCACCGUGAUGGUGGAGGCGGGCUGCAGCCUGACGGCCACGGAGCAGCAGUUCGGCACCACGGUCCUGCACCGCGCGGCCAUUGAGGGCGACGCGGAGACCGUCAAAACACUCAUCGGGCUUGGUGCCGACCUCACAGCACAGGACGCGAGCGGUGACACUCCUAUGCAUGCCGCGGCCUCGGGAGGCGAGAUGGGAGCUCUGAAGGCGUUGCUAGCGGCAGCCCCAGCAGCGGCCAAGGAAGCCAAGAACAAGUUGGGGCAAACGCCGCUGCACCGCGCGGCACAGGACUCGGGUGCCGGGGCGGCGGUGCGGGCCCUCCUGAACGCCGGUGCCAACAAGGACGCAACCACCGGGGAGGGCAACACGGCUUUGCACCUGGCGGCGAGAGCGAAAAAGCUGGAGGCCAUCCGCGUCCUGCUGGCAGCGGGCGUGGCCAAGGACGUGUACAACAAGGUCGGCCAGACGGCCAUGCACCGCGCUGUGGAGGGCCAGGCCGAGGGCACUGUGCAGGUCAUUGAGCUUCUGGCCAAGGCAGGCUUCAACCUAGAAGCGGUGGUGAAGGACGGAAUGACGCCACUUGCUCACGCCGUAAGACUUGCCCAAACGGAGGGGGUCCGCAUGCUCCUCGCACUCGGUGGCAACCGCGCGGCAGCAGUAGGCGACUACAGGAACACGCCCCUGCAUUAUGCCGCCGCUGCGGGUCACACCGCCAUCGUGCGGAUGCUACUGGACAAGGCCCCCGUCGCCGUCAGGGAGGCCAGGAACUCGAACGGUCACACUCCGUUUCUUUUGGCGGCGGAGCAAGGCAAAGACGAGGUGCUUCAAGUUCUGUUGGCUGCCGGCGCCGACAAAACAGCGCUGACGAAGAAUCCGGACUCCUGGCAAGCGCUGGAGCUGGCUGCCAAGCACGGCCACACGAGCACGUGCAAGGUGCUUGUGGAGGCCGGUUUUGAUGUGAACCAGCCAAACCCCAAGACCGGCUGCACGCCCCUCCACCGCGCGGCGGAGUUCAACAAGGCCGACGUGAUUGACAUGCUGUUCGCACUGCAGAGCUUCAACGCGAAACGCAACUUCCGAGGAUGGGCGGCCCUUCACGUGGCGGCGGAGAAGGGCUCGCUUGACGCCACAAAAGCCAUUCUCAAGCAGAUGGGCGUAAUGCACAGAGACGACCCCACAGACAAGGAGAAGCGCUCAGCCUUCCACGUGGCGGCCAUUGCGGGCCACGUGGCCGUAAUGGAGGAGCUGCUCAAGAACCAGGGCCACUACCACCGCAUUGAGCCGGACGACAUCGACGGGUACGGCUACUCGCCCUGCAUGUACGGCGCCCUGAACGGCCACGUGGAGGUGCUCAAGUUCCUGUUCGACACCACGGGCCGCAUGCGCUCCGACGCACUGCUGCGCCCCGACAGGACCACGGAGCAGACCACGAUGCACCUGGCUGUGGGCAAGACGCCCGGCCACACGGCCGUGCUCACCUACCUGCUGACCCACAGGUGGCUGCAGGCCAACCCCAACGUCAAAGAUAAGAGUGGCUGCACGCCGAUGCACUACGUGGGCAAGCGCGGGCUGCCCGAGAUGGUGGACGUGCUGGUCAACGCGCGCGGCGACAUCAACGCACAGAAUGCGCACGGCCAAACCCCUCUGGCCAUGGCCAUUGAGGCGGGCAAUCUGGCGGUCCAGAAGCGGAUGAUGGAGCUGGGCGCCCGGCGCUGAUGACCGCACACAUAGCUGGAGGGUAUGCAGAUGCAGCGAAUGAGCGCAUGAAAACAGGGUGCACAGGCGCCGGAAUGCGCCGACAAGUGCGUUUGGCUUGAUCUGUUGACUGGGUUAGCGGGUGUGAUGCCAUCGAAUUCAGUGAGGUGCGCGCCCGCGAGUGUGUGAGUAAAGCCUCUGAGCGAGUGAUUUUUAAGUACUGGAUCUGCGGCAGCGGUGGGCAGGAGGGGGGCAGAUGCAUCCUCACGGUAGUUACGUCCAGGCCGCUAGCUAGCUUGGCCCGGGGGGUCGCCCGCCCCAUUGACGCGUGUGGCGCAAUGCGGUGCGGCAUGCAGGCACGCAGGGGCCGAGCUGCAGUAGCUGGGAUGCGCGUGUGUGUCGUGUGCGUGCGGGCGCAAGCGCGCGGUGCAGUGAGGUUUAAGCCGUUGUCCUGGUGGUGUCGAGGGCCCCGUCAUCGUCUGCAAUUACCGGUACGUUGAGCAGUGGUGCAAGCGCGGGGGAGCCAGCAGAUGGCACCAUGCAGAUGCUCGAGCGGGGGGGCGGGCGGGCUCUGCGGCGCAUCCCGUUUUGGCCCUGUUGUUGAUGUUCCCAUG
Messenger RNA from Chlamydomonas reinhardtii, 5416 nucleotides. RefSeq lists its product as uncharacterized. The record is from RefSeq and is a predicted model, not a curated record. Gene Ontology annotation, biological process: protein localization to ciliary inversin compartment. The coding region runs from base 48 to 4823 and encodes 1591 amino acids. NCBI's taxonomy places the organism in Eukaryota, Viridiplantae, Chlorophyta, Chlorophyceae, Chlamydomonadales, Chlamydomonadaceae. The transcript has 40 exons. Gene Ontology annotation, molecular function: protein binding. Gene Ontology annotation, cellular component: ciliary inversin compartment.